AUGGGUGAAUGGCAACAUGGAAUCUUUGGAUGUUUCGACAACAUCGGCCUGUGCAUUUUCUCUUGGAUCGUACCGUGCUACACCCACGGCAAGACGGCCGAGUCACUGGGCGACGACUGUCUGCUAUGUGGCCUGGCGCUUUUCGUGCCGCUCCUAAACAUCUACGCCCUGAUCACCACCAGAGGUAAAGUGAGGGAAAAUAAAGGCAUCGAAGGUGGUAUCGUUGGAGAUUUGUUGAUGAUCUGCUGCUGUGGAAUCUGUGCUUUGGUUCAGUCUGCUAAUGAGAUGGGCGUGCAGACACCCCUCGGAGCUGCACAAUCUAUUGCCAGAUCGUAA
Asterias rubens (European starfish) is the source of this 336-nucleotide messenger RNA. Its product is annotated as protein PLANT CADMIUM RESISTANCE 3-like. The transcript has a single exon. Bases 1 to 336 code for a protein of 111 amino acids. The record is from RefSeq and is a predicted model, not a curated record. NCBI's taxonomy places the organism in Eukaryota, Metazoa, Echinodermata, Asteroidea, Forcipulatida, Asteriidae.